Messenger RNA from Musa acuminata subsp. malaccensis (wild Malaysian banana), 2400 nucleotides. RefSeq lists its product as uncharacterized. Gene Ontology annotation, molecular function: RNA cap trimethylguanosine synthase activity; protein binding. NCBI's taxonomy places the organism in Eukaryota, Viridiplantae, Streptophyta, Magnoliopsida, Zingiberales, Musaceae. The record is from RefSeq and is a predicted model, not a curated record. Gene Ontology annotation, cellular component: nucleus. Gene Ontology annotation, biological process: 7-methylguanosine cap hypermethylation; 7-methylguanosine RNA capping.
GAAGCUACGGGAGGCGGGUUUUAGUACUCGAGUCGGUGGCGCUUCCGUAACUCUCGCCGCGGCGCGGCUCUCGCUGUCUUAUCCUUCUUUGCCACCGACAGACGGCAUACUAUAUAUUCUCUUCGAGUCUCGGAUUCUCCAUUCAUCGAUCGCAUGGCAGCCGCCGAGACCGAAGUGGAUGGCCCGGCUAUCCGAACCCUGGGCGCCCUGUUCUCCGUCUCGACUGUCUACCUCUCGGAUGACGUUAGGGUUAGCAACUUGGAGGUCUCUGAUCGCAUUGGUAGCCUGGAAGAAGAAGAAGAAGAAGGUGAAGAAAGCGAAUCCAGGAGAUCUACUAUCACUUGUGACGCCAGCAUAAGCGGCAAGCAGGAAACAGAUUAUUGUUAUUUGAUGGAAGAUACGGAACUAGCUCAGAGUAUGGCUGCUCUUGGACUCCCAGUUUCUUUCAAGACAAAUAAGCAGAGAAAGGUGUCUACUUCAGCGAAGAGAAAGGGAAUGCUGGUGAAAUCUAAGUAUGCUCAUAAUGAUGUAGAGGAACAAGAUCCUGGCAUUUCUAAAGUUGAAAAGGUUCUUCGUGAUGGCACAAUUUUACCUGUUUCCAUCAAUAGUACAGAAUGGGUAGCUUCUAAUCUUGAUGAUUUAGAGGAAAGUCCUAGUAGCAGUGUGCACUUUGAUGAACAGUUUGUAUGCGAAACUGCUGUAACCACUAGUGAGGUUGGUGAAAGUCAAGAUUGUGAUGAAAUAAUCACAUUGGAACAUGUGGUUGAUGAAUUUCAAACAUCUGGUGGCAAUGUAGAUGUUAAAAUUUUAGACCAUAAUAAGAAUUUAGAUACUGGAAGUUUUACGCAAGAUGUUUCGGAAGAGUUGAGCUCUGGACAUUAUUUGGAGUUGCCUAACAAACAGGAGUCUGAUAAUACUUCUGUAUGCUUGGAAGUUGGUGACUGGAGGGUAUUAUGGGAUGAUUAUUAUCGGAGAAACUACUUUUACGACUCCAUAACACAGGAGACAACUUGGUACGCUCCUCCGGGAUUCGCGUAUCUGGCAUCCAACCAAUCUACUUCUAAUGGCUUGUCUGCUGAUGCAGCUGAACAGCAUUCAGGCUUUGAGAUUGAUUGUGAUACUGACAGACAUCAGGAUGCAAAUGUAAUACAAGCUGAAAGUGAUCCACUCCUGGAAAACGAAAUUGUUAUAGAUCAGAUGUUAUCAGAUUCCUCUGAUAAAAGCAACUAUGUUAAUUGUCUUGGUAUAAAUCGUGGCUCUGAAAGUUUCAACACGAUCACCAAUGCCAAAGAAGUUUCAGAGUAUCUAUUUUCAGACCAUCCUACAUGCAUCAAUGACAAUACCAGAGAUGAGCUUGAAACUUUGGAUAAACAAGCAGAGAAAGUCACUCACGAUGAGGCAUCACUUGAAAUUCCCAUACAAAACUGUUUGAUCACUUCAUCAGAUGAGAUAGGUUAUGAUGGAGAAGGAAAUGAAGGCUCUAUGACAGAUGAGCUGGGCAAUAAUUAUGUGUCUCUUAAUGGCAAAAAGAAGAGGAGAGCAAGAAGGCAAAAAUCAGAGCCUAAAUCGCCAGGAGUUUAUGAAGGUGUCUCUGCCAGUACUUUCAAGUAUUGGUGCCAGAGAUAUUCACUAUUUACCCGAUAUGAUAGUGGCAUAAAGUUGGAUGAAGAAGGAUGGUUUUCUGUCACACCGGAGCCCAUUGCAAGACAUCAUGCAAACCGUUGUGGUGGUGGUGUUGUGAUUGAUUGUUUUGCUGGAGUUGGUGGAAAUUCUAUCCAAUUUGCCAUAAAGAGUAAUUAUGUUAUUGCCAUUGACAUUGAUCCUCAAAAGGUUGAGUUCGCAUAUCAUAAUUCUACUAUUUAUGGAGUUCGUGACAAAAUAGACUUUGUUCAAGGUGAUUUUUUCAAGAUGGCAGCUUACAUGAAGGGAGACUCCGUGUUUCUAUCACCUCCUUGGGGUGGACCAGAUUAUGCAAAAGUGCAAACUUAUGAUAUCAGAUCCAUGCUUAAGCCUCAUGAUGGGUACCAUCUCUUCAAAAUUGCAAGCAGGAUUGCCUCCAAAGUAGUAAUAUAUCUUCCUCGGAAUGUUGACUUCAACCAAUUGGCAGAGCUUUCUUUAUCAGUCGAUCCUCCUUGGACACUUGAGGUUGAGAAGAAUAUAUUGAACGGGAGGCUCAAAGCUGUCACUGCCUAUUUCACUAGUACAUCUUGACUCGACUCUCUAAACACUGUUCCGUUUUGUGAUUUCGCUGCUAAAAAUGCGGGUGAUGUUUGCUUCUCCUAUCUAUCUGUAAUUGUGUCAGAAAGAAUCUCCGCCGUCCCCUGAUCAGGACUAGUGAGAUCUCUGUAUGUUGUUUGUAACUUCACCUUUUAUGUUAUGACAGGGUCGGUCUCUCUGAAA